AGAAGAAGAAGAAGAAAACGGAAGCUAAGUCCAGGAAAUAUGGAGAAUCCGGAGUUAUCUUUCACUUUGGCUUAUACCGUGUUUGCUGUUUGUCUCAUCUUUACACCGAACGAAUUCCGCGCAGCAGGUUUAACCAUCCAAAAUGCGUUUUCGAACUGGCUGGGCAGUGAGGAUAUUGACUUCAUCGGGCAUCAUUUGAGGAGGACCAGCCUCACUGUAUUGAUCCACAGUUCUCUUCCUCUAGGUUACUUCAUGGGAAUGUGUGUUGCUGCCCCAGAAAAGAACCUGAUAUAUGUUCACCAGAUUAGUGCCAGCUGGAGAGUUUUUCUCUUUCUCUCUGUGAGCCUUCAAUUGACCAGCUGGCUGCUUGUCAUUUACUGGUACUGCUGUCAUUGGCACAACCAUCCCAUCAGCAGGACACUUAAAGCUCAUGCACAACUUCCUUAUUCCACCUCUGGCCAUGUGGCAGCCAGCAUCAACAGAGAGUUCAGACGAAUAGACAAAGUUGUGACAGGAGUGCCUGGAGCCCGAGUUAUUGUUACAGAUAGCUGGAUACUGAAGGUGACCACAUAUCACAUUGACAUGGCCUUACAAAGUGAUUGUCAUGUGACCGUGACAGAUUCCAGGCAGCAUCAGCUGAGCCCAGAUUCACCUUCCCCCAUAGAGAUCCUGAGCUUGAGGGUGGAGAGCAUUAACCCUACAGUCAGACCAUUCAAUAUUAGUCUUAACUCAACAGAUUAUACUGAUUUGAGGGUAAAGCUCCGAGCUCCCAUCAGAACUUCUCCCAAUGUUGUGAUCCACCAAACAAUGAGUGAACUCUUUCUGGAAACCUUCAGAGCUCAGGUGGAGCUCAAUCAACGAUACACACUCCCCAGUGGACAGGAAGUGGAACCCUGUAUCGGCUGCAUGCAAGUUCCAGCAAGUACCAAGUUGGUUAGACUCUGCCAAACAGCAGGAAUAGACAAUGAAUCAGAGUGCCAGCAGUGUUUCUGCAGACCCAUGUGGUGCCUCUUUUGUUUGGGUCGAUGGUUUGCCAGUCGCCAGGACCAACAAAGACCUCAGACUUGGUUAUCCAGCAAGGUUCCCUGCCCUACAUGCAGAGCCAAAUUCUGCAUACUAGAUGUUUGUAUGGUCCACUGACCCACAAUAUUAAAAUGACAUAUUCUCAGAUAAACCCACAUCUGUGUCAAGCAAAGAAGCCACAUAGCAGCACCGAACGGGACACUGCCUUCAUUAUGUGGCCUUACUCAUGAACUACAAAUGUAUUCUACCGUCUCAAAUGAUCUACAACAUUCAGAUCACAUACCCUACAAAAUAAGAACCUUCAUAUCAUAUUUUUCACAUCAGGUAAUUACUGUUUUGGGCUUUAUAUGACUGGUUUCUAACCUGUCAUAUAAACAGUCAUAUAUAUAUA
Xiphophorus maculatus (southern platyfish) is the source of this 1414-nucleotide messenger RNA. RefSeq names its product transmembrane protein 129 (gene tmem129). Gene Ontology annotation, cellular component: membrane; endoplasmic reticulum. Gene Ontology annotation, biological process: protein ubiquitination. The coding region runs from base 40 to 1140 and encodes 366 amino acids. The transcript is spliced from 7 exons. The record is from RefSeq and is a predicted model, not a curated record. NCBI's taxonomy places the organism in Eukaryota, Metazoa, Chordata, Actinopteri, Cyprinodontiformes, Poeciliidae. Gene Ontology annotation, molecular function: ubiquitin protein ligase activity.